UUGCCCGGGAACAAUGAUCCGACGGCUGCAGGUCGUCAUCGUUUUGGCUUUGGUUGCCACUCAAGUGGAACUGGCUAGAAGUUCUUUUCCCGUAGAAGUGCCGAACGAAAGAAGUGCCAAGGUUGUUGACCUUUCUGAAGAAGUUGAUGAAAGUUUUCGUCUGCCGAAGGAUACAUUCCCAGUGCACUACUAUCUGCAUCUACGCACAGCUGUCCACGACGAUGGAAACCCUAAUUUCGAGGGUAAUCUAGAAUUGCAUCUGGACGUGGUUGAACCUACCAGUAGAAUCAUUCUUCUGAAUCGUGGCCUGACCAUUACUGCGGCAACGUUGAUCAAAGAAGCGGAAGACGAAGAAUUGGAACCAUCUCUACACUAUGAUGAAAGAACCGAGAAACAAGUGUUUCAAUUCGAUUCUACAUUAGAACCCGGAAGAUACAUUCUGCACGUAGAUUACACCGGUCGGUUGCAGACAUCUACCAAUUCCGGAUUUUUUCGAAAAUACUACCGUGAUGAGCAAAAUGUUCGACGCUAUCUAGCAUCCACUCAGUUCGAGCCGACCCGUGCUCGAAUGGCUUUCCCGUGUUACGACGAACCGGCUUUCAAGGCUGCCUUCACCGUAUCAAUUACUCAUCACAAAAGUUAUAGUGCCGUUUCUAACAUGCCCCAGGAUGGUGACCUCGUUGUGGAUGAAAGUGAUCCGGAGUAUGUCACAACCGUUUUCCAGACCACAGCCAAAAUGUCCUCAUACCUUUUAGCGUUUGUUGUCUCAGAUUUUGAGACGCGAACUCUCGCAGGCCAGCUCAUACACGCUCGAGCAAACGCCAUCGAUGAAACAGAAUUCGCUCUCAUCUCGGGCGUUAAAACUCUGGAGCAGCUAAGUUCCUACUACAGUGUUCCGUAUAACAAGUAUAUGCCGAAAAUCGCUCAGAUUGCUAUUCCUGACUGGGGCUCUGGAGCGAUGGAAAAUUGGGGUUUGGUUACCUAUGGAGAACCGGCUCUACUAUUCGAUCCAGCGGUGAAUACCUAUCACAACAAAAGAGGAAUAGCGACGGUGAUAGGUCACGAAUACGCUCAUCAGUGGUUCGGUAAUCUUGUUACCUGCGAUUGGUGGGGAUACAUUUGGUUGAACGAAGGUUUCGCCACUCUGUACGGCUAUUACGGAGCGGAUUUGGCAUAUCCUGGGGAACAGUACAUGGAUUUCUUCCAGCUGGAUGUUUUACAGCUGGCCCUGGCAGCUGACUCGAGUGAAUCGACGCGGCCAAUGAACUGGGACGCAGCUACGCCUACCGAGAUAUCGGGACUGUUCGACCGAAUCGCUUACGAAAAAUCCGGAAGUGUGCUGAAUAUGUUCCGCGUGGUGUUCGGUGACACGACCUGGAGGGCUGGUUUGAAGAACUAUCUAGAAAAUCGUCAACUAUCGACUGGACUGCCUGAUGAUUUGUACGGCGGCCUGCAGGACACCCAGUUGAUUGACCUCCCCAAUUCGUUGACGGUGAAGGACGUGAUGGAGUCUUGGACCAGCGUUGCUGGUUAUCCGGUCUUGAACGUUCGUCGAUUGUAUGACAAGCGGGAAGUGGUGAUUUCGCAGGACAGAUUCUGGUCAGAUAGGAGACUGCCAAAUGACCAUGUCUGGUACAUUCCAUACAAUGUGGCAAAUCAGCGGGAUGAAGAUUUUACUUUGAACGAGUUCCAGUGGUUGACUACCAAAGCGGCCCGGAUUCAGCUGGACGUUGAUGAAGAUCAAUGGGUGAUUUUCAACCGGCAACAGGUGGGAUUUUAUCGGGUGAACUACGACCCUCAGAACUGGGAGUUGAUUAUUAAGGCUCUGAUCGCAAAUCCUCAAAGCAUUCAUCCCUUCAACCGGGCCCAGUUGAUUGAUGAUGCGUUUAACCUGGCUAAAGCCGAUUUGUUGGACUUCAGCAUUGUUCUGCGUUUGAUAACCUCUUUGAAGCAUGACAUAGACUACAUCCCAUGGGCUGCAGCCAAUAACGUUUUAAAUUAUGUGCACAAAAAGCUGCUCGGUACAGCUCAUCAAUCUUCGUUCGAACGGUACGUAACCAGUUUGAUUGAUGUUGUAUACGAUGAGCUGCAUAUUGACUCGGUUAGUUCGGAUGAGACGUUGACGCAGAAAUAUUUGAAGCAACUUUUUUCCACCUGGAGCUGCCGCAUAGGGUAUAAGGAUUGCCAAGAAAAAUCUAAGAACCUACUAAACACAGCGAUACGAACCAAUGUUGGCGUUCACCCAGAUAUUGCCUCAGUGAUUUACUGCCAUGGAUUACAGCACUCCACUGAUGAAGAGUUCCGAUGGUUGUACGAUCGUAUGGCCAACUCCAAAAAUACUAACGAGCGAAAUCAGCUACUCGGUUCCUUAGCAUGUUCCAAGAACACCGAUCACCUGAAAGCGCUGUUAACAUCUUCAAUCGGAACAGUUCCAGAGAUUCAGUACUACGAAAGCGAACGGCUUUAUAUUCUUCAAGCAGUGUAUUCGGCCGGCAGAACCGGAGUUGAUGCGCUGUUACAGUUCCUCGACAACUGGGACAUGGCUGAGGAUUACAUCUACUGGAUGGAACAAUCUACAUUCAAUCUUGCGAUCCGUGCUAUCGCUGAGCGAACGAAUACGCCGGAAGAAUUGGGUCGAUUGGAGCAUUUGUUCGAGACGGUGGGAGAUUUGGCACCAGCUGAUGUAGUCGAUCAAGCUUUGGCCACGGUCAGCCAGAACUUUGAUUGGUUCAAUAGUCUGGAAGGGUUGAUUGUAAUUGACUUCCUUGAAAAUUACAGCUACGCAGAAGCCUAAAAUCAAUGUGUAAAUAAACGAAAUUGAU
Uranotaenia lowii is the source of this 2822-nucleotide messenger RNA. Its product is annotated as aminopeptidase N-like. Gene Ontology annotation, cellular component: cytoplasm. Gene Ontology annotation, biological process: peptide catabolic process; proteolysis. The transcript has 3 exons. Lineage: Eukaryota; Metazoa; Arthropoda; Insecta; Diptera; Culicidae. Bases 14 to 2794 code for a protein of 926 amino acids. The record is from RefSeq and is a predicted model, not a curated record. Gene Ontology annotation, molecular function: peptide binding; zinc ion binding; metalloaminopeptidase activity.